ACCUGCUGCACCUGCAGCGAGGCAGCGAGCGCGCGGCGGGAGGCUGGAUGCGAGCAGCAUGGGAGGCGUUUAUUCUCUUGAGAAGAUGGCGGGAAGUUUCUCCUACGAGAGCUCAGAGAUCGACUGGUGCGAAGACAACUACAGGCAUUCUGAGCAUGUGGUGGAGUUCUUCAACACUACGAGCAGCUUUGUCUUCUUCAUCGUAUCUCCCAUCAUGCUCUACCUUCUGCACCCGUAUGCCAAAGAAAGAAACCUGGCCAUCCACCUGGUCUGGGUCAUGAUGAUUUUUGUAGGGAUUUUCUCAGCGUACUUCCACAUGACUCUCAGUUUCGUUGGUCAGAUGUUGGAUGAGCUGUCGAUCCUGUGGGUGCUGGCGGUGGGAUACGCCAUCUGGUUCCCUCGCAAACUCUUCCCUUGGUUUAUAAAAGACAGGUCCACUUUUUCAAAGCUCGUCCUGGUGAUCACCGUCGUCUCCUCGGUGUCAUCCUUCGUCAAACCCACAGUCAAUGCCUACGCUUUAAACUGCUUCGGCCUCCAUCUGCUUUACACCCUGUUUCUGGAGAUGAGAUGCUGCACUGACCAGAAGGUUUUGCGUCUCGCCAAGCUGUCGGUUGCUCUGUGGGGGCUCGCCAUCUCCUGCUGGAUUAGUGACCGCGUUGGCUGCAGUUUCUGGCAGCGGCUGAACUUCUGCUACCUCCACGGGAUCUGGCACAUACUGAUUGUGAUCGCUGUGGCCUAUGGCAGCACCUUGAUAGCUUACCUGGAUGCCAACUAUGAGAUACCGUACUCGCUGCCUGGACUGCAGUACUGGCCCAAUGAUAAAUGGGCUGUUGGAUUACCUCACAUUGUCCUGAAAGCCACUACCAAGACUCAGAAACGGUGCUAGCAAAGUUAACGUCAAGUAUAACCUUAGCAGAACGUUUCUGCUGGUUCACUCAGCUACUGGAGUCUGUGAAGGGCAAAGCACCAAAAUGAUCUCAUAAGCACAAGUUCCUUCAUUACAGACCGAUCUGGGAUCCACAAGCUUGUCCCCAUCAGCACAACUCAAAUCACAGGAGACUUAAGUCGCUCCUAAACUGAGCAACACUCUUUUAAUACUGACUAACACUAGAUAAAAGCAAAAACUAAUAUGCUUGUUUUCUGAUCUUAAAAAAGCAGGGAUGGAUUUCAUGUAUUUACAGGUGAUUUAAAUAGAAAGAUGCAGAGAAAACCCUGCAGAUAAAGUGCAGUCAGAGAUGUAAUAGAUUUGGGGUAAAUGGCAGCUGUUUUCAGCCACAAAGGAGGCAAUCAUUUCUGCAUUUAAACGUUUAUGGUGUUGCAAUUAGUUGAGAGUUUAGAAAAGAACUAUGAUCCCUUUCUUUAACCUCUGCCCAGCUGGAUGCAAAUGUGGGUCAGAAAGCUUGGUCUAAGUGACACACAUUUAUUACCAGCUGUACACAGUUCCUUCAAAAGUCUGUUAACAGAAGGUGCGUAUAUACAAAAGUAUGCUAACAUCCAUACCAUCCAUCC
Stegastes partitus (bicolor damselfish) is the source of this 1509-nucleotide messenger RNA. RefSeq names its product alkaline ceramidase 1 (gene acer1). The record is from RefSeq and is a predicted model, not a curated record. Gene Ontology annotation, cellular component: membrane; endoplasmic reticulum. The transcript is spliced from 7 exons. The coding region runs from base 59 to 886 and encodes 275 amino acids. Gene Ontology annotation, biological process: ceramide catabolic process; sphingosine biosynthetic process. Gene Ontology annotation, molecular function: N-acylsphingosine amidohydrolase activity. NCBI's taxonomy places the organism in Eukaryota, Metazoa, Chordata, Actinopteri, Pomacentridae.